Molecule: messenger RNA, 2955 nt
Organism: Miniopterus natalensis
Lineage: Eukaryota; Metazoa; Chordata; Mammalia; Chiroptera; Miniopteridae
Gene: RAB44
Product: RAB44, member RAS oncogene family
Molecular function (GO): GTP binding; GTPase activity
Source: RefSeq, a predicted model, not a curated record
AUGGAGACUGGACAGAGAGCCGCCCGAAAAGGCCGGAAACUGGGCUCCAGCCGCCGCCGGCAGACACGAGAACCUGCUGAUGGCCAGGAUGUCCUUGGGGCUCCAGAGCCAGGGUCCUGGUCCUCUCAGGCAGCUGCAGAACUGCAGAGCUUCUUCCAGGACUGUGGUGCCAAGGAGAGGGGCUUUGUCACCCGAGAGGACCUGGCGGCGGCCAAGUUCAGCUUCCUGGGCAGCGAGGAGGAGCCGGAGAUGAUCUUUGACUGGGUGGAUGUGGAGCGCAAGGGACACCUCUCCCUCGAAGAGUUCAGCUCUGGGCUCAAGAGCAUCUUUGGCUCCAGCCUGAGCACCCCCAGGCUCCGGGGAAAGAGGCCACUGUACUCCAAGCGAGUUUCUGCGGCCACCAGCUUCCCAGCGCUAGAGGAGGCGGAUGCGGAGGAGAAGGAAGCAUUCUUUGCCUUCAUGGAGCAGCUGGGGGAUGGCCAUGUACAUCCUGAGCAGGCAGAGAUCUGGCAGCUGUGGGGGAAGCUGAGGCAGGAGGAGCCCCAGCUGGCAGGCAACCUGGAGGGCUUCCUGGCCCAGAUGACCAGCCGCCUGCAGGAGGCACGGGCUGACAAGGAGGCUCUGGAGCUGACCCUGAGGAAGCGGGACUCCGACCACCACCAGGAGGUCCAGCAGUUGUACGAGGAGAUGGAACAGCAGAUUGGCCGGCAGAAGCAGCAGCUGCAGGCCAAGAGUGAGUCCCGGGACCUGGCCCUCAGCGCCCAGAUGCAGGAGGUCCUGGAGGCCAAGGAGCGUGAGGUGCAGCAGCUGACGGAGGGCCAGAGGGAGCUGGAGGCCCAGCUCUACCGCCUGAGCAGCACACGCCAGGAGGCCAACUCAGAGAACCGGCAGCUUCUGGAGGCUCAGCAUGACCUGGCUGGGCGGCUGGAGGAAGUGCGGGAGCAGCUGCAGGUGACCAAGGGACAACUGAACGUCGCCAGGGGCCGUGUUUCCUGGCAGAUGGAAGAGAAACUGAGUGUCCCCAGAGCAGAUGAGGAGAAGGCUCCUGACCCUCAGGUGGUCUCCCCUGAGGAGGUUCCCCUGCCUGGACUGUUUGGGGACAACGAUGACUGGGACAAGCUCCUGAGCAGCUUCAACAGCCCCCCACACAGAGCCCUGCAGCUGUCCUGGAGCCCACCCCCGACCCCGAGAUCCCCCUCAGUUCCCCAGACACCCCGAGUGGUCAGGCAGAUCUCCAUCUCAGAGUCGCACAAUUUGCUGUUUGGUCAGGAGCCAUCUUCAGAUCCUGAUGGGGCUCCAAGGAGCCCCCCUGGGGUGCCUGCCAAGGCCAAGGAAGGGGAAGGAGUGGACCCAGAUGGGCAGGACCACAGUCCAGAGCGGCCUGUUGAGCCUCGCAGCGUGCACCCUAAGGAAGAGUUGGGGCCUGGCCCUGAGACCCACUUCCUCUGGACUCUCCCGGGGGCCCCAGCUGGGGAGUCAGGGAGCCUGGUGGCAGCUGCACUCUCAGUGAUGGUUCCUUUGGAAGACAGACCCCCUCCCCAGGUGGCCUCUCCCUCUUCCCAGGGCCCAGCCGGGCCCAGCAAACAGUUCCAGGCCUCAUACCGAGGUGAUCAGGACUCCUGGAUAGGGCCUGUCCCAUCUAAGCCACCCAGGCAGAGAGAAGCCCUCCAACAGGAACCCCACGCUGCUGGCUCUGAGCCAGGACUGGGGUCCCUAAGGGCCAGAGUCCUCCCAGCAGGGCUGGCUGAGCCCUCCCAGGGUCUGGAGCGUGUGGCUCAGGCUCCCACAGAGGGAUCGGAGCAGGGCGAGCUGGGCCCAGAUGUGCAGGAGGGCCGUCCUGGGGGGCUAAGGGAAGCUCAUGGCCGGGUCCAGCCAGAUGUGCAGCCUGCCCUCCCCCAGCAGAGUCUGGAAGAGGAGCCCAGGGCUGAGGAGAGGAAACAGGUGGGCCAAGGAGGGCCAGGCCUCAGUUCAGACCAGCCACCUGAGGCUCAGGGCCUGAGAAUUGGGCCCUCAGGACUCCCCCAGCGAGGUUCCCUGACUGCUCCUCUCCCACCUGACACACCGCAGGCUCAGGCUGAGGCAGAAGCCCCUGUUCCUGGAAAACCAUCACCUCCAAGGGGCUCUCCCCUUCGGGGGGCUCAGCUUGGGGGUGGAGCAGGGCCCCAGCUGCCCACGGAAACCCUGCCCACCAUGGCUGCCCUGGAAGCCCAGCCUGGGCCUCCACCCACAACUGCUCAAGCAGAGAGAGGACAAGGCCCCCUACUAUCCGGGGAGCCAAGGGCAGAGAAUAGGCCUAAAGACCCUGGAACAGGCUCCAGGGAGGCUGGGCUGACUCCAUCCCCAGGGGACCCCAAGGACAGCAAGCCUCCAGCGGACCCUGAUUACAUCUACCAUGUCAUCUUCCUGGGAGACUCGAACGUGGGCAAAACAUCCUUCCUACACCUGCUGCACCAGAACACCUUUGCCGCCGGGCUGACAGCCACUGUGGGAGUGGAUUUUCGGGUCAAAAACCUGCUGGUGGACAACAAGCACUAUGCGCUGCAGCUCUGGGACACGGCUGGCCAGGAGAGGUACCACAGCGUGACGCGGCAGCUGCUCCGCAAGGCUGAUGGGGUGGUGCUCAUGUACGACGUCACGUCCCAGGAGAGCUUUGCCCACUUGCGCUACUGGCUGGACUGUCUCCAGGACUCAGCGCCCGACGGAGUGGUCGUGCUUCUCUUGGGAAACAAGAUGGACUGCGACGAGGAGCGACAGGUGUCCACCGAGGCUGGACAGCAACUGGCCCAGGAGCGGGGGCUCUCUUUUGCAGAAUGCAGCGCUGCUCUGGGUCACAACAUCCUGGAGCCCAUGGUCAGCCUGGCCAGGUCACUCAAGAUGCAAGAAGACCGCCUGAAGGGCUCACUGGUGGAGGUGGCCCCUGAGAGGCCCCCAAAGAAAGCUGGCUGCUGCUCCUGA